Rhipicephalus microplus (southern cattle tick) is the source of this 3337-nucleotide messenger RNA. RefSeq lists its product as uncharacterized. The record is from RefSeq and is a predicted model, not a curated record. NCBI's taxonomy places the organism in Eukaryota, Metazoa, Arthropoda, Arachnida, Ixodida, Ixodidae.
UUCGCGAUCCUGCCAUUUCUCUGAGCCCAUGUGAAGAACUUCAGGCCUUUUGGAAGACUUUCCAGUUGGAUUCCUUCCAGAGUGCUUUGCAAAGCUGGUCAGACGACAUUGCGAGGUUGAAAGACACCUACCACUUUCCAUCUCAGCUGUCGCCGGCUGUACUUACCAGCGCUACAAAACGCAUCGAAGGUCUGCUCGACAAUUUGCCGAUCCCUGGGAGGGCAAUGCUAGAGAUUGUAGUGGACAGGAGUCUGUUUAGUGACCUAGAUGUCAUGGACAAUGUCAUGCUCUAUGGUGCCCUGUUCAGAGCCUAUAUGUGGCAUCAUGCUACUUUUAGACCUCUGGGAGUUGGUUCGAGCAUACAGAUGGACAAAUGGAUGAAUAGCAUGACAGUUACUGGCUUGGACCUUCAAUAUGAGUGGCUUCCCGUGUGGAAAGGACGCUUCACUGAUGGAAACACUACGACAGCAUGCCACUUUGAGCUUCAGUGCUUUGUUCCUGAUACUUACGACCCGAGCUUGAAGGAGUUUUUGCCACAUUAUGAGAAACCUGUAAGAGAAAGACUCGUGGACUACUACUCCCUCCUAUCACUGGAAGGCUUGGUUUGGAGUACAUCUAUAGAGGUCUUGGAUGUCUUUCUUUUAGCAGCCUCCCAAUGCACUUUAUUACUCUACUCUUUGCCGGUUGUAUCCUUUCCUACUGCUACUAAAUUUUUUGCAUUUGUCUUGCUGCCUUCGUUCCAGUAUCAUUACAACUUAAAGGGCCAGUAAACAGGCUUUGACUUUUUUUUUACACUCUGCAAACAAGCUUGCCAACUUGUACAGUACACCGUGGCGAUCAAAAUUUUCAAAUAUUACAGUGUUACACGCCAUGUAGACUCUUCAUUUCGAAAAAUAAUCCCACAUCCAUUUUCUUUGCCUGAAGAAUCCUCCUCGUACAAGCACAGUGAUGAAAGCUUGCUCUUGGGCAACUUUACGUACCACUGAGCUCGUCGAUUGGUCCUUUGCUGUACUAAACGACACCUUGGCUCUGCGGUGAUGCGUUUUCGGCGGCGCAGUCCGCAUUUCAUUUUCCUGUGCAGCCCUCUGUCAUUUUGUAGAGCCCAAGACUACCGGGAGAAGCAGUAUUACCAGAACGAAAAGCCUCCAAGACAAAGAGGCGUCUCUCUACUUUACUACUAGGGGAGGUGUGCUCCUCGAACUGCACUUUCUCUCCGCGCUGCUAUGACACAUGCUCAUGUCGGCGAUGCAGUACUUGGUCAUUGUCUGUGUGCCGAUAAUGUAUCGCGAACGUCAUGUCACAUUGCCGAAAGUGAGCGGAGUCACGACAGCGGGCUACACCUUUCCCCUCCCUAUGACAAAGAAAGGUGGCAAGGUCACGUGUAAUAUUGAAACCCGCUGAAACGGAUGUUCUAACCCCUAUAAUUUUGUUAUUUUAGCACGUAUUUGCAAAAUUCUUGUGGCAGCAUGUGUACAUAGCAAAAGUGCGCAUAUUUCUCUUCAUAACUUUUGGACCUCGGGGUUGUUUACUGGCCCUUUAAAAAGUAGUGGUUUAUACCUCGUCUGCUGGUUGAAGGGUGUGUACUCGAAUUGUGGAUAUUGAUUUGCUGCUUGAAAUUUUCAUGGAACAACUGUGUCAAUGUGUCAAUCGCAUUGCAUGGAGAAAAAAAAAAAGAAACACUUAACUAGCUAUGCUUCAUGGACACUGAUGAAACUGCAAAGCUGGUGGUCCCAGGCUAUUGCAUUUGUAUGUUUUGCAAGUCUUUCAGAUAUGUUGUGUCACUGCUCUUUAAUAAACAUACUUUGUUAAGUUUUGAGUUGGUAAUAUAGCCACCACCUUUUAUAACCACAAAGUAUAACAGGACAGUUGUGCGACUGUGGUAAAUUGCACGCCAUUUGUUAGUCUAUUGCCUUCUUUCUUCUGAGUGAACCAGGGCUGAAUAGUGGGAUUUAUCCAGCUUUUAUGGUGCAUACUCGUUGAUGAUGCCCGCUGCCAUAGGAUCCCGGACAUGAAAGCCUAGACUAAAAAUAGCUUCACUGUUUUUAAACUUGAGAGGUAGUGCGCCUAGCGUCCGCAAGCCAGCAUCCCCUAAAGCCGCUCCCAUCUUGUGCUUGAUGCUCAUGAUAGAAUUCCCAGCACGCUCCUGUUUUUUUAUGCUCGGCUUCGAAAUUGUGACAUGGUGCUUCCUCCUCCAUGUCACUUAGCCAAAAAAGGUUGCCAUUCAGCUUUGAAAAAGUUAUGAGCUAAUAAAGUAACUAGUUAAUUAUAAUUUUGCUUUGAACUUGCAUGAAUAUUUAUGUAUUUUAAACUUGGUUUGGAGGAAGCAAGAAAGAAGUUCCUGUAAAUUGGCCUAAUGAACCCCACUUUUUACUUUGUAAGAAACCUUUGCUGAUUUUUGUGCACUGAUUAUGCUGAACCUUUUGAUGCUGCUCAGAACUCGUACAGAACUUUCUGUGAGCUAUUGACUACUUGGCAAUAUGCUAGACUGUCCGCGAUAUUGUGUAGGUGACUAACACUACACUCCAAUGUUACCUGUAUUCUACCAAUGCCGCCCAAUCUGCAUUAUUUUGGACUUCAUGCAUGUAACACAUAUUGCCUUGGUUUAUGGUAGUAUAGUAUUCUUUAUAACAUUGCAAAUGAGUUCUGCAAAAUUCCGCUAGUGGGCGUAAAGGUUAUCAAAGGCCAAACCCCUACACAUAGGACAACCCUCUAUUCAUAAUGGAAAGCUCUGAUAGGUAUAGCACAUAUUUCAUAAUCACUGUAAAUUUUGUUAAUUGAGGAGCCCUUCACACAAUGCUGUAAAAAAAAAGUAUUAGUGCCACUUAUUGCUUUCGACCACAAAAUGUCCUAGAAUUUAAAUGACAGCUGUCUUGCAUUGCAUCAACUACGAUAGAAAAUUUGAAGGCCAGAAAGAGUACUAGGAAUUAAUGCUUUUUAGUUGCUGGCAUUUGGGCAAAUUCUUUAUUGACAUAUGUUCUUUUUUAAAUUCUUUUUUAGUAAUAUUGUCAAGCUGAAACUGUAACACUUACGAAAACAUACUGAGCAGUUUUUUUUUCUGCUAUUAUCAGUGUUAUUGUUCUCACCAUAAUAUUCUGCGAUUUUCCAUGAUUUUUCGUUAAGUGGUGCAGAGGUUUAUAAGGGCACUGUAGCUAAUUCUAGCCAGAGUUUACAAAUAUGCUGACACACUCUAUGACGAUGAGACCAAAUACAUAUUGCUGACUGUGGCAUGGAUUAAGUGACAUCACUCUUGUGUUCUGUUCAAUUGUUUAGUCAAGUGAGAAUAAUUAAUGGGCUUUUGAAGCAGUGAAACUGAGCAAUAAAUUCCAAUGAAAGUUGU